Penicillium taxi is the source of this 1314-nucleotide messenger RNA. RefSeq lists its product as uncharacterized. The coding region runs from base 1 to 1314 and encodes 437 amino acids. The transcript is spliced from 2 exons. NCBI's taxonomy places the organism in Eukaryota, Fungi, Ascomycota, Eurotiomycetes, Eurotiales, Aspergillaceae. The record is from RefSeq and is a predicted model, not a curated record.
AUGGCAUCUCCUAAGCCUCCAGAGACGCCAGAGAUGGCCUACACACGCUUUGAAAUGCCUGGUUCUUACAUAUCUCCAAUACGCCGUCAAGCCCAACUCCAACCCCAUAUCCAAUCAACUUCUUCAUCCCCCAUAAGAUACAGAGUCAUUGACUGGAACGAAAGAAUCAAAAAGUUUGAUCAUGGAUUAGCCAACGCAGAGGAAGCUUCGCUCGAAGAACUUACCGAAUAUGUCGAAACCGCAAUUUUCGUUCAUAGCGAAGAGUCCCUAACUGAUGAGACACUUUGGCUUCAGUUCAAGGAUGAGUUUAACGACUUCUCUCUUCGAACCUGGGAUCGUCUGCCCAACCGCCUCAGGAUAGCACUGCGACUAGAUUUGAUUCAGAGAGGAGUCUUCAUCCGUCGACCAACCAGUAUGACACCUCCUAUGCCAAUCUCUCAUAUCCUGCAUGAAGCUGUUCAGGACGAACAAUAUCAUACCUGGACAGACCAAGAGCUUAAAGCAGUCCUUGAAGAAGUCAAACCAGUGAUCUCUAUUAAACUCAGUGAUCGGCUUAACGAAGCAGGAACUAAAUUAAAGACCGAUAGCCAAGAAUCUCCGAUCCCUCCACAGAUUGUUUCUCCACAGAUUGUUUCUUUACUUCCUCACCAAUCAAACCCAUUCCAAACCACCCAAUAUCCAAGUGCUAAGAGAGCCACCUUCGCUCAACAGGCUGAAGCUGCAGCUAGCUACAGAACUCCAGAGUCUCAAGAAGCCUAUUAUAGGCCCUUCACAGCUCCAACCGACGCCAGAAAUGCACCCCGGCAGCCACAAAACCCACCUCCUGGCGACCGCCAGUCAUUCUAUACUACUCCUAGAGAGCCAGAUCCUUAUCACCAGCCAUUCUACCCUGCUCCUAGAGAGCCAGAUCAUCGCCACCAGCCUUUCAAUACUGUUCGCAGAGAGCCAGAUCAUCGUCACCAGCCUUUCAAUACUGUUCCUAGAGAGCCAGAUCGUCGUCAACCAGAUUACACCAAAGAAGCUAUGAACAUCCGUAAAGCCUACCAGAAGGACCAGAAAUAUGGUGGAUCAGAAGACAGCUUCAACUUUAAGCUAGCCAUCUUUUACGACAUUUGCGAACAGGCCAAUCUACCUCCAGAAGCAUAUAAAAAGGCAUUCUCAGCUAUGCUCAAAGAUCAAGCCAACAACUAUUAUUAUAAUAGUGGCUUAUCCUUAAAGCCAUUUAACAAGAUCUGUAGCCAGAUGAGAGCUUAUUUUGAAGGACCUGAACACCAAACCCAGAAGCUUGUCGAAUGGAACAAUGUCUCACUCUAA